This is a messenger RNA of Coniophora puteana RWD-64-598 SS2, 1083 nucleotides long. RefSeq lists its product as uncharacterized. The record is from RefSeq and is a predicted model, not a curated record. Gene Ontology annotation, molecular function: RNA binding. NCBI's taxonomy places the organism in Eukaryota, Fungi, Basidiomycota, Agaricomycetes, Boletales, Coniophoraceae. The transcript is spliced from 4 exons. Bases 77 to 934 code for a protein of 285 amino acids.
CCUCCUCUCGCUCCUCCCCCUAGCAUCCACCGCGUCCUCCACCCUUUCUCUCUUCGUCUUCCCUCUUUUCAUCGUCAUGGCGUCUCUUCUCGAACGUUUGGAUGUGGCACCCGACAGCGCCUCCUCAGGGGGCCCAACCCGCGCCAAACGCCACGACCGCGCCUCGCCGUAUGCCCGCCCGCCUAAAGGCAACCCAGAAGACGACUGGAAGCACGACAUGUACGAAGACGCCGACAAGCCGCGCGCGCUCUCCACCCGGCUCUCCGCGGGCGGCGCCGUCCCGCGCAGGCCCGACGCGCGCCUCGCCGAGCGAUACCUCCAGGAGGCCACCGGCGGCGGGGGCGCCUCAGCGAACGGCUCUGGCUCGUCGGGGCUGAGCAUCAAGGGCGCGAGCAACCUCGGGAACGUCGUGCAUGUCGAGGGGCUGGUCAAGGGGACGACGCCUGCUGAUGUCGAGGCGAUCUUCAAGCGCUGCGGCGCCAUCCUCUCCUCGUCGUUCGCACCGCACCCCGCGGUGGACAAGGAUGGCAUCGCGGUGCGCCUCAAGUUCAAGACCGCCGCAGCCGCGCAGGACGCCGUGGCGAAGUUCAACGGGCAGCCCGCGGACGGGCGCACGCUCAAGGUCGCCGUCGUUGGCGGCGCGAGCGCCUCGCUCGGCGGACGGCUCGGUGGGCUUGUCGGCGAUCUUGCGGAGAGCGGAAGCGUGGACGCGUUGAUGGAUGGGGAUAACGGUGGAUCCAAAAUGCGCUCGGACUCGAUCCUCACCUCCGACCCGCGCGCGUCUGUGCAGGUGGUCCCGCCUGGCGCAGACCCGAAAAUGUACCAACAGCAGCAGGGCGGCGGACGGGGACGCGGGCGCGGUCGUGGCCGGAGGGGUGGCGGAGGCCGCCGUGGUCGGAGGGGCGGCGCUGAAGGUGGAAUGGAGGUAGACUAAGCGCGGUAUGGGGUUAAAUGUUUUCGUGUUAUGGCGUAUGUUUUGUUAUCAUCUUUUGCGAGGGGAACACUUGCGCUCCCGUCAAUCAUAUUCUUCAGGCUGACUGUCUUUCGUGGGCUGUGCGUACAUAUACAUAAUCUAUCGUCGUU